Messenger RNA from Symbiodinium sp. CCMP2456, 2928 nucleotides. Lineage: Eukaryota; Dinophyceae; Suessiales; Symbiodiniaceae. The record is from the annotation of a GenBank genome assembly.
GACCCUCUCGUCAUGGUCUGUCUUGCUGUGCGGCAACUCGGCGUCGUCGUGCCGGUAUCAACCGCCGCCCCGAUGCUCCGAGCCGCGAACGACGCGUUUCUAUCCGGUCGCCCCUACGCGGCCGCUGUGAUGCUCAGAGAGGCCCUUCGACGGCACCUUGCCGCCGAGUGCCUCAGUAACCGCCUGGACUCCGAGGGCGACUGUACGGCCCUCCUAGAGCGUCUGAAGACGGCUAGCGUGAAGGUCAAGAGUUGGUUCGCCGACCUGCUGAUUGAGAUCGACGACGUUCUCGCCAUGCGGGCGGCUGCCAAGUGCGCUAUGAGCGAUCAACCAAAACUACCCGCCGGUUGGGACGACGACGACACGCCCGUCGUGACGCAGGCCAGCAGCAACCCACCGAUCAACCCGCCGAGGAUCAUCACCGGCACGCCCGAGGAACCGGACGGACCCGUCACCGUUAUCGAGUGGGCGGAGCUAUACGGCCAAGUGAACCCGCGGAUCACCAGCCCGCGCACGAUGGACCGUUACCGCACGACGAUCAACAACUUCGACGUCUGGCUCGGCCGACCGUCCACGCCGGAAGACCUGACCGCCGACAACUACGGCCGCUGGGUCAACCAUCGCCGCAACAUCGAUCACGUUGCGGCCGGAUCGCUCCGAGGCGAGUGCGAGAAGCUGCGGGCUGUCUGGAAGUGGAUCGCCCAGCGCAAGGGGCUGCCCUUCCCGGAUACGCACCUGCCCCGCAAGGUCGAGAACGUCCCCGAGACAUGGGUCCCCGAGCAAGUCGCCAAGAUCGACGCGGCGGCCCGUCGGGCGGACUGGUGGAUCGGCGGAGUUCCGGCCAACCUCUACUACCCGGCGAAGAUCGGCAUCGCGGUCGAGACGGGCGAGCGACACGCCGCUAUCCACGUCCUGCGUUGGGAGGAUAUCGACCUGGAGAAUGGGACCGUCACGUUCCGCCCCGAGACGCGCAAAGGGCGGGUGAAGGGGUCCCGCAAGCGGAUCACGGCCGCCGUGGUUCACGAUCUUCGGAUGCUCAAAGUCGUGAGCCCGGGGACGCCCUUCGAGGUUGUCUCGCUGGCGUCGCUCUAUCACUCAAUGCGCCGGCUGCUGAUUGAAGCGGGAUUGCCCAACGGUCGGAACAACAUGUUCCACAGCUUCCGCCGCUACCAUGCGACGCAGGUUCAUCUUGCCGGCGGUGACGCAUCGGCGGCGUUGGGUCACAGCGACCCUUCGCUAGUCCGCAAGAGCUACAUCGACCCGACGCAGCUACCGACGAUCAUUCCUUCGGUGCGAAAGCCGGCCGCCAAGCCGGUCCCGAAGAAAGAAGAGAAGCCCGGCGGCAUCUUCGGUUGGCUUCCACGACUGGGGAGGGAUUACUUGGCGGGUCGAGAAACGCCCCCGUGCAAGCGGACCGUGCGACGCCUUCGAGCCGUCCCGCGGUCGCUCGCCGAGUUCCUCGACCGUGAGCCCUCGACCGCCGACCUAAACGCCGAGACGGCCCGGGGCUGGUUGGCGUGGCGCGCCCAGACGGUCAACGAGCUGAGCAUCGGCCACGAUUCUCGGAUGCUGGUGCAAGUGUGGCGCUGGUGCUACCGCAACUGCUAUGCGGACGAGCCGGUGACGUACUUCGAGAUUCAGCCCGGCGGCUAUCGGCGCUUCCGACCGCGGGGCUGCCCUGACGCCGAGCCGGGGGCGCUGACGAAGGAAGCGCAGCGGGCACGAUCGACUAACCCAAAGGUGAAAGCCCCGCCCCGGCCGGACGUCGGUUGUUCACCACCAACCCCAGGGGAGCAACCAAUGCGAGCGUGGCUAUUCCAAGACACCCGCCAAAAGCAAAAGCUCGGCGACAAAUGCCCGUGGUCCGUCGGCUGGCUGGACCCGGACGGCAAACGACGGUCGAAGCGCGUCGGCGCCAAGUCGAUGGCCGAAAAGUUCCGACUGAAGAAAGAGACGGAGCUAGAGCACGGCAUCGCGUCGCCUCGUGCGGUGACGUGGGCGGAGUUCCGCAAGCAGCACGCCGAAGCGAUCCUCGAAGGCAUGAGCCCGAACAAUCGGGAAGCAACCGAGAUCGCCUUUCAGCACUUCGAGCGGAUCAUCGACCCGAAGCGGAUGGUGACGAUCAACACGCAGACGGUGGACCUCUACCGGACCCGUCGCAAGCGAGAGCAAGCGAGGCCGAAGGCGGCGGACAAGUCAGCGAAGGGCAGGGGGGAGGGCGCCACGGUCUCAUUGGCUACCGUCAACAAAGAGCUACGGCACCUGCGGGCGGCAUUCAACAAAGCCGAAGAGUGGGGGAUGAUCGCCAAGGCCCCGAAGUUCACGAUGGAAUCCGUGCCGAAGCGUGACCCGGCGUUCGUCGAUGACGCCACGUUCGCCAAGCUGUACGCGGCUUGCGAGUCGAUGGCCCGCCCCGUCCAAACGCAUUGCGAGCCGCAGGAGUGGUGGCAGGCGUUGCUGACGUUCGCCUACCUGACUGGCUGGCGGAUCGGGGAAAUCCUCGAACUGCGUCGCGACGAUAUCAACUAUUGCGAAGGCGUCGCGUUCCUGCCGGCCGAGAAGACGAAGGGCAAGCGGGAUAUCCGGGUGAAGCUGCCCGAGGCGGUUCUAGAUCACGUUAAGCGGAUACAGUCGUUUGACGAGUUGGCCUUCUCCUGGCCUCACCACCGAUCGACGCUUCAUGGCGACUUUCGGAAGCUGAAGGAAGCGGCCGGGGUCGAGUUCCCGGGCGCCUUCCACCGGCUGCGAUUCGGGUUCGCCAACAGCAACGUGGAUCACCUGCCGGCGGACGUGCUGCAACACCUGAUGCGUCACCGGUCGGCAUCGACCACCCGCAUCUACAUCAACGACCUCGAACGGAUGCGGCGGCAGGAGACGGGGGCCGACGUUCACGUUCCGGCGAUCCUCCGGGCAGGGGCGGCCGGCUGA